Solanum stenotomum is the source of this 2492-nucleotide messenger RNA. RefSeq names its product WD40 repeat-containing protein HOS15-like. NCBI's taxonomy places the organism in Eukaryota, Viridiplantae, Streptophyta, Magnoliopsida, Solanales, Solanaceae. The transcript has 14 exons. The record is from RefSeq and is a predicted model, not a curated record. Gene Ontology annotation, cellular component: histone deacetylase complex. Gene Ontology annotation, molecular function: protein binding; transcription corepressor activity; DNA binding. Gene Ontology annotation, biological process: regulation of transcription by RNA polymerase II. Bases 1 to 2349 code for a protein of 782 amino acids.
AUGAAUGACUCUUCAUCUUCUUGUGUUACACAUGAAUGUGUAAUUUCUUUAGAAGAUGAAGAAAAAGAAGAAGAGAUGAAGAGGGAAAAACGCGAAGAGUUGAUUCAAUAUUAUAUAAAACGAAACGAAGAGAAAAAAGAAGCAGAGUUGAUUGGAAAAGUGAAGGAAAAAAGAAAGAAUGAGGUUUGUGUUGAUGCUAUUGAACACUUAUAUUACCUUAUUCCUUGUAGGAAGAGAAGCAAAAUACAUAGAGAGUCGAGGUACAAAUUUCGUGAAGAGAAUGAAUUUAGUGAUACAGUUCAAGAUUUCGAGGUUCCAAUAAUCCCAAAGAUUGAAUCUUUGAGUAUGAUCACCACAGAGCCAAUCGAAAAAAUUCAAGAUUUCGAGGUUGCAGUAAUCCCAUCUUUGAGUGUGAUCACAGAGCCAAUUGAAAAAAUUCAAGAUUUCGAGGUUCCAGUAAUCCCAAAGAUUGAAUCUUUGAGUGUGAUCACCACAGAGCCAAUUGAGAAAGUUGAAGAAAAAGCCGAGAAAAUCAAGAAAAUGCUUCAGUUCAAAAGGCGAAACAGAGUUUCACAAUCUGUUCUGCCAGAGGAGUUGAAGAAGAAGAUUCAAGAAUUAGGGGUUUCGAUAUCUCAAGUGUCGUUAGUGAUUGAGAAGCCACUUUAUAGUACUGAUUUAAGUGAGAAACACAUGCGUUUAUCGAUACCAGUGAAGCAAGUUGUUAAUCCUGAUGAAUUCUUGAAUGCACAAGAGAAGGAGAUUUUGGAUACAAGAGAUAGUUGCAACAGAAUGUCGAAGAUAAAGUUCAAUUUGAUUGAGCCAUCACUUGAAGUAUGCAACAUUUAUUUGGCUAAGUGGUCAAUGAAUUCAAGUUCUAGUUAUGUGUUGUUGAAUGACUGGAUGUCAGUGCACCAGAGAAAUGGUCUCAAGGCAGAUGCGGCGUCUAAUGAGGUUUAUGGACAAGUCUCACUAGUUCCUGACAAUCAGAGUGAAAAAGGGGUUGAGGUUGGGGUAAAGAUGAUGGACAAUCUAGUGGGGGUGGAGGAGCGGUUGGGGUUGGGAUGGAUGGAGUGGAGAAGACGCCUGGGUUGCUUGGGUGAAGAAGACAAGGAGAAACCUCUAGAGCCUUUGGAUCUCAUUACAAAGGAUGUAGAUGAGCUGCGGAAAAUAAUAAAAGAGAAGAAGGAGAAGGUUCAGAAAGAUAAACCUAGGCAGAAGGAUAAGGCGAAUGCUGACCACAAACGAGAACCUACAAGAGAAAGGGAGAUGGAGAAACAACAGAAAGAAAAAGAGCGUGAACAAGACAGAGAAAGGAAUGAUGUAAUGGUUUUGGAAGGACAUACAUCUGAGUCCAAAAGGGUCACUGGGUCUGGAGACGCUACUGCUAGAAUUUGGACUAUUGGAGAUGGUCCAUGUAAUUCAAAUAUCCCAAAUGUUUUGGUUUUGAACCAUUUGGAAAGUCAAGCAACUGAGGAAAACAAGGGUGUUACGUCUCUUGACUGGAAUAGCGAGGGCACCCUGCUUGCGACUGGUUCUUACGAUGGCCAAGUCAGAAUCUGGAAACGAUCUGGGGUAUUGAUUAGUACUCUUAACAAACAUAAAGGGCCAAUCAUAUCUUUGAAGUGGAACAAGAAAGGUGAUUAUCUCCUUAGCGAUAGUAUUGAUACCACUGUCGUUGUUUGGAAUGUGAAGUUUGGAGAAUCGAAGCAGCAAUUUGAUUUUCAUUCAGGUCCAUUGCUUGAUGUUGCUUGGCGAAACAAUGAUUCUUUUGCGAGCAGCUCCGCUGAUAACAUGAUAUAUGUUUGUAAAGUUGGAGAGAACAAACCAGUCAAAACGUUCUCAGGACAUCAGAAUGAAAUCAAUGCUAUCAAGUGGGACCCCUCAGGUUCCUUGCUGGCUUCAUGCUCUGAUGAUACCACAGUUAAGAUAUGGAGCAUGAAACAGGAUGUCUGCUUGCAUGAUUUCAGAGAACAUCGCAAAGAGAUACAUACCAUCAAAUGGAGUCCAAGUGGCGCUGGUACAAGCAAUCUGAAUAAUCAGUUGUUGCUGGCAAGUGCUUCAUUUGACUCUACCGUGAAGCUAUGGGAUGUUGAACUAAAACGUCUUCUUCACAGCUUAAACGGUCACAGGGAACCUGUUUACUCUAUUGCAUUUAGUCCGAACGGUGAGUACUUGGCAAGUGGCUCAUUGGAUAAAUGCAUGAAUAUAUGGUCAAUGAAGGAGGCCAAGAUUGUAAAAACUUACAAUGGUGAUGGCUGCAUUUUUGAAGUGUGUUGGAACAAGGAAGGCAACAAGGUUGCAGCUUGUUUCGCAAACAAGAAGGUCUGUGUGUAUGAUAUGCGAUUGUAGAUGUUGAGGAAUAGCUUUAAAAGGACUUGGGAACUUAAAAUUUUCAUUUUAGUUAAUAUAUGCGCUUAUUUGGACAUAUGAUGUAAGACUUUGUUUGGUAUCAUGCUUUCUUUCAUUGAUUUAUCAAUCAUAUAGAGGUUCUU